UAAAUUAAUAGAUAGGAGACCGAAGGUAUAAUUAUUUCAAAGGAGAAUUAUCGUAGAAAUCCCCUCCACCCCCGAAGAUCCUGGCCACCGCCAUGCGCCGCUGAAUCCUCAAAUCCACCAUCACCACCACUUCCCUCAGUUCCCCGCUCCUACUCCACCCUUUCUCCAAUUCCUUGACGACGCCGCAAUCGAUUCCCUCGCAGAGCACGACUCCACCCAUAAAGCUUUAAUCUUUUUUGGCUGCUAGUAAGUAAUAAAAAUCAAUGUCAUUCCUCUCCUCCGUGUCUCGUUACCUUUUCUCACCAAUCCCACACAAACCCCUUGAUUUUUCGUUCGCAAAACUCUGUCUUUUCACCACAUCUUCACCGUCAGCCGAAAAGUUCUUGACCAAUUUGCUGGAAAAUAGGUCCAACACAGAAAAGGUUCUUGAAUCUGUGAAAGCAAAGCUGGAUGCUCCAUGCAUAAUUGAAGUGUUAAGAAGGUGCGCUGUUAAUGAACCCCAAUUGGGUCUCAGAUUUUUUAUUUGGUCUGGACUUCAUCCUACCUAUAGGCAUAGCUCAUACGUGUAUAGCAAAGCCUAUAAAUUGCUCAGACUUAAGAAUAAUCCGAGCAUUGUUGUUGAUGCUAUAUCGGCCUAUCGGGCAGAAAAUAGUGUUGUUAGUGUCAAGAUGUUAAAGGUUGUUCUGAAUUUGUGUAGGGAAGCUAAAGAUGAUAAGUUGGGCUUGUGGGUGUUGAGGAAAAUGAAGGAAUUUAAUUGUAGGCCUGACACUGUGGCUUACAAUGUGGUAAUUAGGUUGGUAGUGGAAAAGGGUAGAUUAGAUGAAGCACUGGGGUUGAUGAAAGAGAUGGGUCUGAUUGAUCUUUAUCCUGAUAUGAUCACUUAUGUUUCGAUGAUUAAGGGGUUUUGUGAUGUAGGGAGGUUGGAAGAUGCAUGCCAAUUGAUUAAGUCUAUGAAGGGGCAUGGGUGUGUGCCGAAUACAGUUGUUUAUUCGACACUUCUUGAUGGGAUUUGUAAGCAUGAGAGUUUGGAGAAGGCAUUGGAGUUUCUAGGGAAGAUGGAAAAAGAAGAAGAGGAAUGUAGGCCAAAUGUUGUAACUUAUUCGGCAGUGAUAAAGGGUUUUCUUGAGAAAGGGAAAGUGAUGGAAGCGUUAGGGGUCUUGGACCGAAUGGAGGAUUCAGGUCUUCAACCUAAUAGGGUGACAAUUACGGCUUUGUUUGAUGGGCUAUGCAAAGAGGGGCGUUUGGAGGAGGCUUGUAAGAUUAUCGAUAGAGUUAGUAGAGGUAGUGAACAGCAUGGUAAGUUCUAUGGUUUGCUUGUUGUGUCACUAUACCGAAUUGGCAAAACUAAAGAGGCAGAAAACAUUUUUAGGAUGAUGAUAGCUAGUAGGAUGAAGCCUAAUGGUUUGGUUUUGAGUACCAUCAUAAAAGCUAUAGUCUUGGAGGGAAGGGUGCUAGAUGGAUUUGGUUUGUUUGAUUCACUUGAAAAGUCUGGACAUUUUCCUGCUGUUGAUUCUGAAAUUUACUCGAUCAUAUUGGCUGGACUUUGUGAAAAAAGCCAUUUGGUGGAAGCUGCAAAGCUUGCUAAUCUGAUGGUUGAGAGAAGAAUUCAGCUUAAGCCUCCUUAUUUUCAAAAUAUAGUCGAAUACCUUGAGAAAUCUGGAGAAGAAGAUUUAGCUUCCCGUAUAGGUAGUAUUGACAGUUUAUUAUGAGCCAAGACUUGUGUUGUCCGUGACGGAGAUCCCUUUUCGCUAAUUGAGAAGAAUGUCUUUCCUUUGGUUUGUAAUUUCUUGAUUUUAGGAAUGGAAAGAGGCUGCUGUCUCCUCCUUUCAGCUUCUUGACUACUUAUGGGGAAGAAAAUGAUAUCAUUUAGACUAUAAUUAUUUAAGUAGUGAAAGAACACCUGAGGCAACAGUUACAGCGUGGCAGGUGGCCGAAUAAGCAGUCGAAUGAUGAGAAAUAGAGGGGACUUCUCACUGUAAACUGUAAUUGUUAAUGAGCAACAAACCUGUGCAGUAAAGAAAAUAUACUCUAUAGAGGCUAGCAUCUAUUUUCAUGCUUGAAUAUCCUUUCAGGCACCUUCAGAUGGCAAUGGAAAUUCUCCUAAUUUUGAAUAUAUAGAUCCGUCAUCAUGCUUCAAAAGGAACAACCCAAAGUCCUCUUGCAUAAGUUGGUGGUGUGAUAAAGGUUGAAAAACUAAAUCUUGAGCUUCUACCAUUGAACAUUAUAGUGCACUUCGAAACUGACUAUUACGGUUUGUUAGCUUCUGAAGAAGCAACUGUCAUUAUAAUAAACCUUGUGUUACUUGGAUUGUAGAUGCUUCUAGUAUGUAGUCGAUGUUAUACUUAUCUCAUCCUUUCUAGUUAGGUCUGGGAACGGACGAAGCUUUUCCAUGAACCGCGUCAUUCACUUAUAUUUGCGAGAUGAGUGUACCAAGCUUGAAUAUGAACAAUUCCAUGUAUGUAUAUUCUGUAGUUCUGUACA
Molecule: messenger RNA, 2481 nt
Organism: Olea europaea var. sylvestris
Lineage: Eukaryota; Viridiplantae; Streptophyta; Magnoliopsida; Lamiales; Oleaceae
Product: pentatricopeptide repeat-containing protein At5g47360-like
Exons: 2
Coding region: 264-1709 (481 amino acids)
Molecular function (GO): protein binding
Source: RefSeq, a predicted model, not a curated record